This is a messenger RNA of Medicago truncatula (barrel medic), 2041 nucleotides long. RefSeq names its product serine decarboxylase 1. The transcript has 6 exons. Gene Ontology annotation, molecular function: carbon-carbon lyase activity; pyridoxal phosphate binding. The record is from RefSeq and is a predicted model, not a curated record. The coding region runs from base 317 to 1747 and encodes 476 amino acids. Lineage: Eukaryota; Viridiplantae; Streptophyta; Magnoliopsida; Fabales; Fabaceae. Gene Ontology annotation, biological process: carboxylic acid metabolic process.
GUUGAGUUUUCUGCGACUGAAAAUUUGUUUUACACUCUUUGAAUGGAAACUGCCAACUCAAUUUGAAUAUAAACUGCAAUUUGAGACAUGCAAUUGAAAAUUCCGAAUUGAGAUUGUGUACCUUAAUAGUGUUACUAUAGUAUCUUGAAAGAAAAUAUACGUUUUUCUGUGGCCAUAUAUAUUCGAGUGCAUUAUUUAAAUUUUAUAUUUAUCUGUUAUAUAAAGGAAGACUUGAGGAGCAACUAAACACACCACGAGAGUCACGAGAAGCAUAUACAUUCGUACAAACUACAAACUAACUAGAGAGAAAGAAAGGAUGACACAAACUUUUAGAAACAAACCUGCUGCACAUAUUCACAAGGAUAUAAUGGAGAGUCAAGAAGGAAACAACAUGGCAAUGACUUUCAUUCCUGAUGCAGAAUUGUUGCCAACGGUUGUAGUCAAUGCCAAACUCUCAAGAGAAGAGAAACAUGAUGAAGAGAACAUUAUUGGACUUACAAACCUUGAUGUCACGAAGUCCAUAGGUGAAACAGAUGCCAAUUUGGAUGCAAUAAUUGCUCACUAUGCUCAGACUAUAACCAAGUACAACAUGCGUAACUUAGGCUAUCCCACAAAUCAAGACUUCAACUAUGAAGCAUUAGCACCAUUGCUUCAAUUUCACUUGAAUAAUGCUGGAGAUCCAUUUCUUGGAAGCAGCUUCUCUCUUAAUUCAAUGGCAUUUGAAGUUAGCGUGCUUGAUUGGUUUGCUAAGUUAUGGGAAAUAGAGAAGAAUGAGUACUGGGGAUACGUCACAACUGGUGGAACGGAAGGGAAUCUUCAUGGAAUUUUAGCAGGAAGAGAACAAUUACCAGAUGGAAUUCUAUAUACCUCGCAAGAUUCACAUUAUUCAAUAGCGAAAAUAGCAAAAAUGUAUCGAAUGAAGUGUGUGAAGGUUGACUCUUUGUUAUCAGGUGAAAUUGAUUGUGUUCAACUAGAGGCUUCUCUACUUGCCCACAAGGAUAAACCAGCCAUCAUCAAUCUUAACAUAGGGACAACUUUGAAAGGAGGUAUUGAUGAUCUUGAUCUUGUAAUACAAACACUAAAUAAAUGUGGUUUUACUCGUGAUCGAUUCUACAUUCACUGUGAUGGAGCUCUAUUUGGAAUUAUGUUGCCUUUUAUAAAACAAGCUCCAAGGAUUAGCUUCAAGAAACCCAUCGACAGUGUAACAAUUUCAGGCCAUAAGUUUUUGGGAUGCCCAUCACCUUGUGGUGUUUUGAUAACUCGUUUGAAAUACAUGAAUGCACUAUCUAGAGAUGUUGACAUCAUUGCUUCAAGGGAUGCCACAAUCACAGGUAGCCGUUGUGGGCAUGCUCCCAUCUUCCUUUGGUAUGCUCUCAAAAAAAGGGGUUUAAUAGGACUUGAAAAUGAGGUGCAUGAAUGUAUAAUGAAAGCACAUUAUUUACUAAAUCUACUACGUGAUGCUGGAAUUGGUGCUAUGUUAAACAAAUUUAGCAACAUAGUUGUGUUUGAGAGACCCCUGGAUGAUCACUUUACUCGUAGAUGGAAUUUGGCAAGCAACAAAAAUACUGCACAUGUGGUAGUGUUGAAGCACGUUACUGUUGAAAUGCUCGACUCAUUUGUCCGUGAAUUUACUGAAAAACAAUCCAUUUGGUAUAAAGAUGAACAAUUUCAGCCUCCAUGCAUUGCGAACGACGUUGGUUCUAGAAAUUGUGCUUGUUCCAUACACAACUUAUCGAGAAAUUGUUAGCUAAAAUUUAAGUGAUGACAUUCAUUCAAUAACUGGCUCAAUUAGAAAAAAGUGUAUGUCUAUUUAUGUGGAUUUGUGGGAGAGGCACAAUGAAUGUACUCUCUCAAACUUGUUCCAGACUUUGGCUUCGGACCUUAUCGAGGGUAGGAUGUGAAGAUGGUUUGUGACUAUAGUCCAAGGCAUGCAUAUUUAACUCUUCUGUGAAUGAUUUACGAAUCCUUCUCAUUGUAUUCUUAGAGCUGUUGCUCUUAUUUUCCACAUGUUACUAUGUAUAUGUGUUUUAUUUUCUCCUUA